AUGUCUUUGAGCACACAUGAGCGCCGUGUGCGUCUGAUGGAGAACGACAUCGAAUCUAAAUUAACAUCGCUAAGUAAGCUGAAUACCUCUGACAACGCUACCGACGGAGAGAGUGCAUUCGAGGUGAAAUGCGAAGAACUCAGAAACAUGCUGGAUAAG
Molecule: messenger RNA, 159 nt
Organism: Sphaeroforma arctica JP610
Lineage: Eukaryota; Ichthyosporea; Ichthyophonida
Exons: 1
Source: RefSeq, a predicted model, not a curated record